Messenger RNA from Passer domesticus (house sparrow), 2274 nucleotides. Its product is annotated as zinc finger protein 271-like. The annotation marks the transcript as partial. Lineage: Eukaryota; Metazoa; Chordata; Aves; Passeriformes; Passeridae. The transcript has 7 exons. The record is from RefSeq and is a predicted model, not a curated record.
AGAGCCAGCCUGGGCCGGGAAGGCGGCCAGAGAUGGAGCCAGAGGUCGGAGCUGGUGGUCCAUGAGGAGGUUCCUGAUGGGGAGAAGGCCCACAAGUGCGAGGAGUGUGGGAAGAGCUUCAGGUGGAACUCCCAGCUGAUUGUGCACCAGAGGACCCACACUGGGGAACGGCCCUACGAGUGUGAUCAGUGCAGGAAGAGGUUUCAGACCAGCUCUGAUCUCCUCAUGCACCAGCGCACGCACACAGAGGAGAGGCCCUUCCGCUGCCCCGACUGCGGGCAGGGCUUCAGGCGGAACUCCCAUCUUGUCACGCACCAGCGCAUCCACAAUGGGGAGAGGCCCUACGAGUGUGAGGAAUGUGGGAAGAGCUUCAGGCAGAGCUCCACCCUGAUCCAGCACCUGAGGACCCACACUGGGGAACGGCCCUACGAGUGUGGGGAGUGUGGGAAGAGAUUCAGCCAGCGUUCCAGCUUGAUUGUCCACCAAAAGAUCCACACUGGGGAGAGGCCCUACGCGUGUUCCAAGUGUGGGAAGGGGUUUCGGAUCCACUCCCAUCUCCUCCAGCACUAUCAGAGUCACACAGAAGAGAGGCCCUUCUGCUGCCCCGACUGCGGGAAGGGAUUCAGGCAGAACUCCAACCUCGUCACCCACCGGCGCAUCCACACUGGGGAGAGGCCCCACGAGUGUGAGGAAUGUGGGAAGAGCUUCAGCUGGAGCUCCCACCUGAUCCGGCACCAGAGAACCCACACUGGGGAAUGGCCCUACGAGUGUGGGGAGUGUGGGAAGAGAUUCAGACAUCGCGCCAAUCUGAUUUUGCACCAAAAGAUCCACACUGGGGAGAGGCCCUAUGAGUGUUCCAAGUGUGGGAAGGGGUUUCAGACCCGCUUCCAUCUUUUCCGGCACUAUCAGAGUCACACAGAGGAGAGGCCCUUCUGCUGCCCCGACUGUGGGAAGGGAUUCAGGCAGAACUCCAACCUCGUCACCCACCGGCGCAUCCACACUGGGGAGAGGCCCUACGAAUGUCCCCAGUGUGGGAAGAGCUUCUCCAGCAGCUCUCACUUGACCCGACACCAACGGAGGCACCGCGGCGAGAAGCCCCACAAGUGCGAGGAGUGUGGGAAGAGCUUCAGGCACAGCUCCAACCUGAUCAGGCACCAGAGGACCCACACUGGGGAGUGGCCCUACGAGUGUGAUCAGUGCAGGAAGAGGUUUCAGACCAGCUCUGAUCUCCUCGUGCACCGGCGCACGCACACAGAGGAGAGGCCCUUCCGCUGCCCCGACUGCGGGCAGGGCUUCAGGCGGAACUCCCAUCUUGUCACGCACCGGCGCAUCCACACUGGGGAGAGGCCCCACGAGUGUGAGGAAUGUGGGAAGAGCUUCAGGCAGAGCUCCAAUCUGAUCCAGCACCAGAGGACCCACACUGGGGAACGGCCCUACGAGUGUGGGGAGUGUGGAAAAAGCUUCAGCUGGCAAUCCCACCUGAUUGUCCACCAAAAGAUCCACUCUGGGGAGAGGCCCUACGAGUGUUCCAAGUGUGGGAAGGGGUUUCGGACCCACUCCCAUCUCCUCCUGCACUAUUGGAGUCACACAGAGGAGAGGCCCUUCUGCUGCCCCGACUGCGGGAAGGGAUUCAAGCACAAGUCCACCCUCGUCACCCACCGGCGCAUCCACCCUGGGGAGAGGCCCUACGAGUGUCCCCAGUGUGGGAAGAGCUUCUCCAGCAGCUCUACAUUGACCCGACACCAACGGAGGCACCGAGGGGUCCCGGCCAUGGCGGGGCAGGACCCCCGGCCCGACCACAGCAUCUGCACCAACAGCCUGGAGGAGAAGAGCCAGAAGGACGCUGGGGGGCUGAGAGUGUCCCUGGAGCUGGAGCAGUCCCUGGGCGCCAUUUUCUGGCCCUUUGGGCAGAUUUUGGACAUUUUGGUGCGGCGCAGUCUCUGCCUGCGGGGCCAGGCCUUCGUCCCCUCCGAGGAGAUGAGCAGCGGCACCAACGCCCCGCGCUCCCUGCAGGGCUUCCCCUUCCACGCUGUGGGAAAAGCCCCGAAGCACAUCCUGUUCCUGCCCCAGCUCCCUGACGAGCCCAAGGAGCUGAUGCUCUCCGUGCUCUGCACCCAGGUCCCGGUUCCAGGAGCUGCGCUGGUGCCCGGGCGCCGCGACAUCGCCUGGCUGCAGUUGGACACCGAGGUGCAGGCGGGCGCCGCCCGCGAGGCCCUGCAGGGCUGCAGCAUCACCCAGAGUAGCGCCAGGAAGAUCUCCUGCGCCAAAAGGUGA